AUGUGGAUAGAUAUCUACAAUUCACGCGAUUCCUAUUCAGCCGAAUCGGUAGCAAAGCAGAUUGAAGAGUUCGAUCAGUUGAAGACGUUGGAGUUAAGAGGGAACACAGUCGGUGUUGAAGCUGGUCAGAGACUCGCCCAGGCCCUGGAAAUGCACCCAGAGCUGGAAAGAUGUCUCUGGAGCGACAUGUUCACCGGGCGAUUGAAAUCCGAAAUUCCUCCCAUUUUACGUUCAAUGUGUUCUGCGAUUAUGAACGCCAAUUGCCAUAUAACAGAGUUGGAUUUAUCCGACAACGCGUUUGGGCCGAUUGGAGCAGAAGGCGAGUUUUCCACUGGGAACCUGUCUCGGGUUUGA
Messenger RNA from Cooperia oncophora, 354 nucleotides. The record is from the annotation of a GenBank genome assembly. Lineage: Eukaryota; Metazoa; Nematoda; Chromadorea; Rhabditida; Trichostrongylidae.